GUCACGCUAAUAGAAUAGAAAACGGGCAGCCAUAUUUUUUUGAAGAAGAAGAUAUUCGGAGAGCAAACUGAAAACUAGUCCGGCAAAAUAGUGAGAAUUAGGGAGAAAUUUGCGCCCACAAGCUAGAGCAGCCGAAAAACAACGGGGAGGGAAAUAGAAACACCAGUACUUGCCAAGGACACAUCUCUCACAGGACAUCGGAUACAAGAUGGGAGAAGUCAAGUCGGUGAAGGUGGACAACUGGGGCGUCUUUUUUCUCCAGAAGCUCCAGAACUUCUUUAACAAAACGGAUUACUGCGACCUGACGCUCCAGUUUCGGGAUAACUCACAGCUCAAGGUGCAUCGGCUUGUGCUCAGCGCCUGCACGGAUUACUUUAAUGUCCUAGAGCAAACGUGCGACAUUGUGGACGAUGCCCUGAUCAUGCCGAACGAGUUCCAGGCGGAUGUGGUGGUGCCCAUCGUGAACUUCAUGUACACGGGCACCCUCGAGUUUGAGUUGAAGAUGUACGGCAAACUGUUGCGCACAGCAAAAGAGAUGAACAUGACGGUUCUGCUAAAACUUCUGGAGGCACAUAGGAGGACUAUGGAGAAUGUGAACCGCCAGCAAAGGCCACCGAGUCCCAAGGGCAUUCGACGUCGCACUAUACCUGUCAACUCCGGCCCUCCCCAGCAGCGUGUUUUAGGUCCCUCGCCAAAUCGGGGAGUUACUACGGUGGGAAACACAUCAACAACCCUGCGAGCAAACACCCAGCGUGGGCCCACUGGCAACACCAUUAUCCGCACUUCUGGCGCCACCAACAAUCGCACUCAGUACGCCGAGACAACUAUCAUCAAGCAGGAACCCACAUCGCCAUUCGAACAGCUGCGUAAAGGAUACAACAACAAUAAGCGGCCAGCUCAGACCAGUCUGCUGUCACCGCCCUCAAAGAAGCCCAGCCUCGAGGAGGUCAAGGAAUUCGCCGAGCAGCAACGAAUGCGUAAACAAAUAGCUGCAGAAUACGGUGAUCACGAUACGGAUUACGACGGCGGUAUGAUCUUCGAUGAUGUGCAUGCUGACGACGACGAUGACGAUGUGCCUCCACAGCCUUCUACGUCCAAACAACAAUCAACAUCACUGGUAUUACCACAAGGCACACAAACACAACUAGAACAUGGCACAACUACCAUUAUUCUAAAGCAGGACUCGCCCAGUCAAACACCCACAAUAAUUGUAAAGGAUUCCUCCAACGCAAAGUUGAACCACACCAAGAUCAUUGCCGAAGUUCUGCGACAGUACCCACACAUUGUCAAGGGCCACAAGAACAUAAAGCUGAAAAUAAUGCCCAACACUGCGCCAACUCCAUCAGCCGAAAAGUCUACUCCGACAUCCGUGAAACGUGCGUCCCCUGUUCCGUCAGGGACGGCUGCAACAUCGACUUCGCCACACAAAAAGCUACACGUAUCCUUCAAGUCGGAUAAGAACACCCCUCUGAUAACAUCCCAACAAAAAGCGUCCGUUACACAGCAGAAAUCGCCUGUGGCUUCGACACAGACGAAUAUUUCUCAGGCGAAUUCUGGCGCAAACGUUGCUGGCGGGCAGAAGCGUCGAAUCGAUAGCAAAACCAUGCAUGCAUUGAUCGCCCAGGGAGCUGAGAACACCACUGGUCCCUGGCUGUGCCUCAGGUGCGGGGUUAAUGGACGUCCGAUAAGCAUUCCGUCGUAUCGGGGCUUCCGCCGCCAUUUGAUCAACACGCACAAAGAAACCAUCGAUUCAGCGCUGUGCGAACAUUGCGGUUGGCGGUCAAGCAACAACAGGGAGCUGCACUUCCAUAUGUACACGGAGCACCAGGUCAAGUCGCAGCUGUACACCUUCCCCGAAUGCGCUUUGUGCAACCAGUCGUACUCCACCAAGCCUGAGCUGGAGGCGCACAUCAACGAGGCGCAUACAGACGACAACAAGCAGCAGUGCAUCUACUGCAACAAAGUGUUCGAGCAGGAGUUGCAACUGUACCGGCAUAUGAAGAGUUACCACAAGACGCAGGCCUUAGAAGAUGGAAUUAUUGAUGAAACGGACGAGGAGUUCCUCGGCUCGCAAGGAGAGGAGGACGAGGAUGGUGAGGCACCCGAAACGGAAGAGGAGCCAGAACAGUCGGGCAAGGUUCGCAUUCUAUCGGACAUCAGUCUGCCGGCCACAAGUGCCAUUACAGUGCAUCAAGAGGUGGAGCAGGUGCAGCAGGAGGUUAAAUUCGUUGGAGCUGACGGCAACGAAGUGGAGCUAACGGAAGAGCAAAGGAAAGAGAUUCUAUCUCAGCUCAACCAACAACAGGCGGGUGCGGCCGCGGGCGGCGUGGUAAUGGUCCUUAGCGAGCCAGAAGCUGAGCAGGUGAAGCCGGAGACAGAUGAAAAGUCACUUGCUGGCACAGAGGAAGAGUACGACGACAGCCAGAUAUACAGCGAGCUAGCGGCCGCGGACUCUGUGGAAAGCGGAAAGAAAAGCACUGCUGACGAGAGCAAGGAGUCAAUUGAUAACCUGGAGUGGGCAGAGAACCUGAUUGCCGAAUCCGAGGAACAGACAACUAAGGAGCCCAAAUUGGAAAAAUCCCGAGAUGACAUAAGUGAAAAGCUUAAGGAGCUAACGGGCGACUGGACAGAGGAUGAGAACGAGGACGAUGUAGACGACAAGCCCGCCACUGCAGAGCUUGCUAGCGAAUUGGCCACCAAAGAGUCGGAACCAACCGAAAGUCAAACUGCUGAUGAUGAGGAAGAUGACAUUGACCUGGCCCUGCAAUCUAUGCACAAAAGUUCCGAGGAACAAGCGUCGGCGAAACCCAGCGACGAGCCGGUAGAGGAAGAAAUUCAAUCAACCGCCACUACAAACAGCCAGUCGAAUAAAAUGGAAGUAGAUUCGGAUGCGGCGCCCGAAACUAAGUCCACGGAAGUACCGGAUGUCCAAAUAAAAGAGGAAGAUGGUGUUGACACUGAGCAGGAAGAAUUUAUCAAGGAGGAGGUCCCUAUAUCUGACCCUAGCCUUCCCGAAGCUGAACCGGAGGCACCUGCAGCUGUUGCAGCCGCUGAAGGGGAGGAUGAUGUACACCUGGAAGCCGAGAAUAUUCGAAAGGAGCUUCUGGAUGAAUUAAUAGCAGGCGCGGAAAAAGCCGAGGACGAGCCAGAUGCACUUAAUGCUCCAGAGGUAGAACCAACGUCGGCCGAUGUGUCAACUGAAGCGGCGGAAGAAGAUUUGGUGCCUGCUACACAAAUGCCAGCCGAUCAGCCCAUUGCCAUGGAUGUGGAUGAGUCCGAGGCAGAAAAGCCUUCAGAAGACAAGGACGAAUCCAAAGCGGAAGAGACAAAGAUACCUUUGGAAUCUGAAACGGAAAUACCAGAAGCUGAGAAACCGGAAGCGACGACAACGGAAAAAGUUGAAACGGAACACGCACCUGCUACUGAUAAAGUGAAGAGUCUCAUUAGCGAAUGGGUCGACGACGAGGAGGAUGAGGAUGAGAAUGGUGUGAGUGCGGCAGCGAAGGAGGAACUAUAAUUGCUAGAUUUAUUUAUGUUCUAAUGUGUGAGUGCGGAGACCAGCGGAGAAAGAAUUUUCGGUUUCUAUUGUAAAUUAAAUUGUUAAUGAAGAUGAAAGAUGAUAAGAUAUGCGUAUGCACAGGUUUAAGUGUAUAAGAUCUAAUCUGCACGUCUCAUAUAAUUGUAAAUUCCCCACCACCCAACCCUUGUUGCGCGGCUAUUCAGAAAUAACCCGAGAAGGAAGUCGCGGCCACCUUAAAUGAGAGAUCAGAGACCAAAUUAUUCGAUAUUGCGCUAAAUUUUCAUCCUCACAACUAACACGGCAAGCAACCAACAUUUCACUUUUAGAUAAACCUCUUAUAUAAAAUAAAUAUAUAUAAAUACGUAUAUAUAUAGCAUACUUCGAUGCCUAUUUACAUGCAUACAUAUAGGUAUAUGUAGUUACAUAGAUGUUGUUUUAAUUGGUUAAAACAAGGCCUGAUGCAAGCAAGCGACAGUUAAGUCAAUGAUUGAUUUUUAAUGAUUGGUUUAAUAUAGGAAUCAAAAGCGCAUACAAAAAAGGAGCCCAAUUUUUUGAUUACCAGCUUAGGGUAUAAGAUUAUUAAAUAUAAAAAAUUAAAAAUACUUUGGAGAAAGAAAAAUAUAAAUGUAGAAAAAAAGGA
Drosophila bipectinata is the source of this 4160-nucleotide messenger RNA. RefSeq names its product centrosome-associated zinc finger protein CP190 (gene Cp190). Lineage: Eukaryota; Metazoa; Arthropoda; Insecta; Diptera; Drosophilidae. Gene Ontology annotation, cellular component: nucleus. The record is from RefSeq and is a predicted model, not a curated record. Gene Ontology annotation, biological process: regulation of transcription by RNA polymerase II. Gene Ontology annotation, molecular function: DNA-binding transcription factor activity, RNA polymerase II-specific; protein binding.